ACGACCAUUAUUUGCCUCGUCAUCAGUAGCAGUACUCACCCUUGGGCAACGACAAGAAGACACCAUCAGCUCGCCCCAGCUCUUCGCUCUCUCGCUCUCACUUACUCACACAGCGCACGUACACGCUGGUGACAACAACCUUCUGACCCUGCAGCGCGAUGAGGGCAUUUGAUCCUGUACGAGAUGCCGUGUUGAAUUCCCCAGUCACCCCGUCGCAAGGGCUUCCCUACGCACAUGCUUCCGGAGAAAACCAUACACACCUUGACGGACAUAGCGACCGGCUAGGAGCAUCUGACUUCCCUUCUCCGUCCAUCUCUCGGCCUUCCUCCUCUCGCACAACUUCAAGCCCCUCACUACAACGACGGGCUACUGACAUAUCAGUCCUCCUCAACUCAGACUCACACGAACCCAAGACGCCACAGAUGAAUAGAUCAUCUAGCUUGUCCCGUUUGCUGCGUGAUAAUAACGAUGAAGAUGGGAAACUGGCUGCCGCCCCGGCAAUCCAGCGCAAAAUGCCACCUGCACUCGAUAUCCCCCAUGAUGAUUCUCAUUUUCCAAGACAGCCCGUCUCUGGGCCCUCUCGGCCUGCCCCAUCACCUAUGAAGUCCCAGCUCACGGCUUCUCCAGACCAGACCGCGCCCCGUGCACACCCAGCCACGCCUGUAUCGCGUUCACCAGUCACCAUCACCACGCCAAGGCCUCUCUCUUCUUCUUCCUCAAAUCCUUCUUCAGCAACUUUGGCAACCACCCGCAACACAUCUCCAGUCAUGCCUCCACCUCCCUCGGUGCCCACAAUACCCUAUAAUCCACGACGAGUCACUCCUGCAGCGUCUGUUCUUGUUCCCAUGACGCCCCGAGAAAUGGAAAUGUAUAAGAGCUAUCGGGGAGUAGGGAGUCAGCGCUUGCUCGGUAAACGGAAGAGAGAGCGUAGCAGCGAGGCUGAAGAGGUGAUAGGUCGACCCACCAAGCGCCACGCAGGCGAUGUAGAACUCGUCGUGGGACACUACAACGCCCGACCAGAAGUGGGUGUGAAGCAGCGACUGGAUUCACCGAUUAUUGGAUUAAAGGCAUUCAACAAUUGGGUGAAGUCUGUGCUUAUCACCCGCUUUGCUCAUCCAGCGCUGGCCGCAAGUCGUACCAAAGGUCCACGGGGUAACUCCGGAAAGGUUUUAGAUAUGGGUUGCGGCAAGGGUGGUGAUCUCACUAAAUGGGCAAAGGCACGAAUACGGGAGUAUAUAGGGGUCGAUAUCGCCGAGGUAUCUGUCCAGCAUGCACGGCAUCGCUGGGAAACCUUGCGAAGCCGGCCGUUCGAUGCCUCUUUUGCUGCCCUUGACUGCUACGAGGAGCCGCUGUCAACAGCAUUUCCUCCGGAACAGCUAACAACGCCUUUCGAUGUUAUUUCCAUGCAGUUUUGUAUGCAUUACGCGUUUGAAACUUCUCAGAAAGCGCGGCGUAUGCUCGACAAUGUCAGCCGAUGGCUGAGGCCUGGUGGAAUAUUUCUUGGAACAAUACCAAACGCUGAUCAGUUACUAGAGCAACUGGACUCUCUACCACCAAACGCUGAAGAUCUGUCGUUUGGCAACGACGUCUAUAAAAUCCGCUUUGAAGACCGACACUCGCGACCAUUAUUUGGCCAUCGCUAUCACUUCUACUUGAAGGAUGCUGUUGACGACGUUCCUGAAUACAUAGUGCAGUGGGACAAUUUCGUACAGAUGGCGCUAGAAUAUGGGCUAUCCGUCGUAUACAAGGAGGAGUUCCAUGGCGUGUUCGAGGAGCACCAGGACGACCCGGAAUUCGGACCACUGAUGGUGCGCAUGAAAGUGGUUGACUCCAAUGGUGAAAGUGCGAUGGAUGAAAACCAGUGGGAAGCUGCUAACAUCUACAUCGCCUUUGCACUCAAGAAAAUGGGCUAAACCCAAGCUUAGCAAAGUGAUAUCCG
Coniophora puteana RWD-64-598 SS2 is the source of this 1939-nucleotide messenger RNA. Its product is annotated as guanine-N(7)-methyltransferase. NCBI's taxonomy places the organism in Eukaryota, Fungi, Basidiomycota, Agaricomycetes, Boletales, Coniophoraceae. The record is from RefSeq and is a predicted model, not a curated record. Gene Ontology annotation, molecular function: mRNA 5'-cap (guanine-N7-)-methyltransferase activity. The transcript is spliced from 6 exons. The coding region runs from base 768 to 1913 and encodes 381 amino acids. Gene Ontology annotation, cellular component: nucleus. Gene Ontology annotation, biological process: 7-methylguanosine mRNA capping.